GGCCGCCGGCCUCGCCCAGCGACUCGGACGGCGCCUUCGACGAGCCCGAGCGCGGCGUCGCCUACGCGGGCGGCGCGCGGCCACAGGAGGGGGCGUUCGAGGCGUUCCAGCCGACGCAUCGGGUGUCGCCGCCCGAGCCAAGGAUCUCCAGGGCCUCCUGGAGGCCGGGCUGGGGGAGUCGAGCCCGACGGGCGGCGCCUCCCCGGUGAAGGCGGCAGGGCCGCCGAGGGACCUGAUGGACGAACUCGACGGCGGCGGCCCCGCGCCGCCUGCCGCCAGGGGCGCGCGGCCCAGCGAAGGCCCCGCCCCGCCGCCGCCGAAAGUGUUCGACCGCCAGCAGCUCGUGGCGGAGCGCGAGGCCGGAGAGCGGCAGAGAGUCGAGGAGGCCAACAGGAAGCACCUCGAGGCGAAGGCUGCCGAGGAGAAGCUGAAGAAGGACAAGGUCGACGAGGGCAACAGGCUGCACCAGGACGGGCUGGCCACCUGGGCGAAGACGGCCGACGGGACCACCUUCAAGGACAUCAAGGCGUUGCUGAGCACCGUGGACAAGGUCAUUUGGGAGAACUCUGGCUGGGAGCCGGUAUCGCUAGCGGACUUGCUGGAGCCUCCCAAGGUGAAGAAGGCGUACCGCAAGGACGCCAUCAUCAUGUGCCAUCCCGACAGGCAGCAGGAGUCCUCCGCCGAGGUGCAGGUUCGAGCGGAUCGGAUUUUCGAGGCCUUGAACGCAGCGUUCAAGAAUUCCACGUGAGGGCAGCGGCGCCCGUCGGAAGGCGGCGGCGCGGUAACGGAGAGCAGUGGCGAGGAAAACGGCUCGGGUCUUUUCGUGUGCUAGGUGAAAGCGGGCAUGUCCCUCUACAGGAGGAAAACUCAAGAGACAUGCCCGACCGGACGCCAGUGCAGUCGCAGGCUCAGGUGUGCAGAUGGUAUCUUUGCCAGGCUCAGUGCCCUCGCAGCUGCGGCUGGCCUCCUCGCUCCUCUCCCUGCCUCCCCCUCCUCCUCCUCCUCCU
Messenger RNA from Prorocentrum cordatum, 1007 nucleotides. Lineage: Eukaryota; Dinophyceae; Prorocentrales; Prorocentraceae. The record is from the annotation of a GenBank genome assembly.